Messenger RNA from Sclerotinia sclerotiorum 1980 UF-70, 294 nucleotides. RefSeq lists its product with no specific name. The coding region runs from base 1 to 294 and encodes 97 amino acids. The record is from RefSeq and is a predicted model, not a curated record. NCBI's taxonomy places the organism in Eukaryota, Fungi, Ascomycota, Leotiomycetes, Helotiales, Sclerotiniaceae. The transcript has 3 exons.
AUGCCCACACUACUCAAAGUCAUGUUGUGUUACUUCCAACCUAACCCAGCACCAAGCCUGGAGAGUCGAAGUCACUGCAGUAUCUCAGAUGUUGAAUUUAAACAAUCAAUUCGCUCAGAGACAAGGUUGAUGGCCACCGGCCGGACCUUUGCACCCCAAGUCAGACAUGGAGGAUAUAUUCCGGCAAAGCAACCACGCACCCCACAAUCGAAGAACUCGUCCCCAUUUCAGGGUACCUCAAUCUACCGGGGAUCUAACAGCAUUGCUUCUGUUGAAGAUAUAUCGAAGAUUUAA